UCGGAAUGUGACGCAGUAAGGAGAGAUCGUCAUAGAUCGUCAUAGAUGACAUGAGAAGAAUGUCCGCUGCUUCGACCUUCCACAAGACCCGAUCAUCUACCAACAUCUAACCGUGUGUUGGGGUGUGCUAGGAAAAUAGAUGUCAUAGAAAAAGUGAAGAAAUUAUAGAUUGUCUGAUAGGAGAGAUCUAUAAUAGCUGGGGGUACCUACCUAGAAGGGGUGCCAGCUGGUGUUAUAUUAAAUAUUCUCUGUAUUGUAUGUAGAAGCCCUUCCAAUGGCUGUAGAGCAGUGUAACCUCCCUUCUGGGAUGAUCCCCCAUACUUUUCCAGCCAAGCUAUGGCGAAUUGUGAAUGAGCCCCGCUACCGUUCAAUGCGAUGGGACCAGUGCGGAGAAGGGAUCGUCGUCGAUCAGGAGUUUUUCGAGGCCGAGAUAUUAGCCCCCAGAGGGAUUGUGCCCAAGCACAUCUUUAAGGUAACCAGCCUUGGCAGCUUUUUCCGUCAGCUCAACCUGUACGGCUUCAGGAAAGUGGGGUUCGCACCCGGCGAUUCCGGUCACCAUGUCGGCAACCUAGGAGGCGAAGCUCGCAGUCUUCAUCACUUCUGUAACGCCUUCUUCCGCAGAGAUAAUCCAGAGCUUCUGUUCAAGUUAAAGAGACUGACGAACAUUAACAAGGCAAAGUUGGCGGCAGGAUUUAAAGGGAACGCCAGGCCUCAAAACCGAUACCCGAGAAUUCUACCAAAUCCACAGGAAGAGCAAAGAAGGGCAAAGAGUCAAGGUCUAAUGCCACCGCAACAGAAUAAGCAUUUUACUAGGCACGAAAAUAUUUCUCUGUACCCCCGCGCUGGUCCGGUGUCCCAAAGCCAUUCUGUGUCUUCUAUAAAAGAGUUUGUUGACAUGCCAGUGUCUACUAAGAUGUUGCCAAGUUCAUUGGGACCUCAUCAAGGGUACUUCAGUGUUCCAUCACCAUUCCCAGAAAGGCCAGUCCAUUUUCCUCUCGUCCAGCAAGUUCCAACCCAAGUUGCAUAUACACUGCAAUCCACUGCCACUUCUCUUCAUGUCCAACAAGGUCACUCUGUCAUGAUGGAGUCUGUGCAGAAUUAUGGAAGUUCACUCCCCAUGCAGUAUCAGUAUCCUAGUGCCUAUUAUCCAGCAGCUAUGUUCCCGGGGGGCUAUCCACCCUCAUACACGGAAUGUCCCCCAAGCUUUUCUAACCCUGUUUUGUUAUACAACCCUCAUAAUUAUUAUCAGGGACCACCAGUGCAGGCACCCCACCUUGUGGAAUUCUACAAUCCAAAUUUGCCACACACUAACUACAAUGAUUUCAGGAGGGACCAGGCGAAUUUGAAUACAGCUGUCUGGGUUUCAGAUGACAUGCAGGCUUCACACCAACCUGAAAUGGCUCAACUAGGUGUUCAAGUAAAUCACAGACAGCCAUUGUCAAUUUCAAAUUAUGGUCAUGUUAUAGAAACCUUUGAACACGGUCAAACACCGCAGCUGCAAUACAUAAUGCCUGUAAAUAUGGACAUCACCAACUGUGCUGCGAGAUCAUACCAGGCUGCUCCCUUCUUGCAUACACAGGCAUCAGGUGGUGCAUAUCCUUCAAGCAGUAACACUGAGAGACCACUAAUGCAGCCACCUUACCCUAUGGAGGUCUUCCAUCCAUAUUUGCCACACACUAACUUCGCUGAUUUCAGCAGAGCCCAGGUGAAUUUGGAUACAGCUGUCCAGGUUGUAGAUGACUUGCAGGCUUCACACCCGCCUGAAAUGGCUCAACUAGCUGUUCAAGAAGAUCACAAAGAGUCGUUAUCAUCCUCAAAUGAUGGUCAUGUUCCAGAAACCUUUGAACAUAGUCAAACACAGCAGUUGGAAUGCUUACUGGCUGUAAAUAUGGACAUCACCAACUGUGCUGCAAAAUCAUACCAGACUGCUCCCUACUUGCAUACACAGGCAUCAGAUGUGCAUAUCCGUUAAGCAGUACCACUAAGACCGCACCACUGUAGAAGAACUCUCAAGUUUCCUAAAGA
Messenger RNA from Rana temporaria (common frog), 2025 nucleotides. It is a transcript of the gene HSF5, whose product is annotated as heat shock transcription factor 5. Gene Ontology annotation, biological process: regulation of DNA-templated transcription. The record is from RefSeq and is a predicted model, not a curated record. The transcript is spliced from 6 exons. The coding region runs from base 275 to 1972 and encodes 565 amino acids. NCBI's taxonomy places the organism in Eukaryota, Metazoa, Chordata, Amphibia, Anura, Ranidae. Gene Ontology annotation, molecular function: DNA-binding transcription factor activity; sequence-specific DNA binding.